Molecule: messenger RNA, 1760 nt
Organism: Drosophila obscura
Lineage: Eukaryota; Metazoa; Arthropoda; Insecta; Diptera; Drosophilidae
Product: UDP-glycosyltransferase UGT5-like
Exons: 2
Coding region: 63-1649 (528 amino acids)
Molecular function (GO): UDP-glycosyltransferase activity
Source: RefSeq, a predicted model, not a curated record
UGGCAGUUGUCUAGCCAGAAGUAGGCUGCCUGCUCCCCCACACAGACACACACAGGUCGAAAAUGGUGCGAAUUUUGUUGCUAGCGGUAGCUGCUGUCGCCGCACUUAUCGGCGGCACUCAGGGAGCCAACAUUUUGGGACUCUUCACCAGCUUAAGUCCCUCCCAUUUGAUUAUACAAAUGUCGGCGGCCAAGGCGCUCGCCGAGAGCGGGCACAAUGUCACAGUGGUGACUGUACUGAAGUCAGCGGUCAGCCACAAGGAUAUCCGUGUGAUUGAGGUGCCACUGAGCGAGGAGGCGAGCCAAUACUUGAACGAUCUGUUUGCGGAAAUAUCCAAGUACAAUAACAGGAAUAUGCUCGUUUCCAUGUUCCGCAUGUUCGGACGGAUGGGAUUUAUGUUACAGAAAAUGGAAGAUGCACUGAAGGAUCCGCGAGUGCGAGAUCUCUACCUAAACAAGGACAACAGGUUUGAUCUGGUUCUCUCGGGCUUUUCCUUGAACGACUAUCAGAUGGGUUUUGCCCAGAAGGUGCAGGCCCCCCUGAUCGUUGUGGCCACCAUGCCGCCGGGCCUGUUGCUCAACUAUUUGAUUGGCAAUCCGGAAGAGCUGUCAUAUGUGCCCGGUAUGAAUGAUUCGGUGGAAAAGGGAAAGGGCAUGACCUUUAAGCAGCGCCUCAGUGGAUACGUGAUGGGCCUCGGCUAUAAGGUAUUUUCAAAAUUGAUUGAGAGGCGCAGCAAAAAGUCUUACAAAGAGCUUUUUGGCGAUGAUCCCAACAUGCCCGAGUACUCAGAGAUGAUGAAGAACACCUCCCUCGUGUUCUUCGCCUCCCACGCAUUGAGCGAGGGACCCGUUCGGCCCAAUGUUCCCGGUGUGAUCGAGAUUGGUGGCAUUCAGAUCAAGGAUACGCCCGCUCCACUCCCCGCGAACAUGGAGGAGUUCCUGGGCAAUGCCACGGACGGGGCAAUCCUCCUCAGUCUGGGCUCCAAUGUGCAGGGCAAGCAUCUCAGCCCAGAGACCGUCCAAAAGAUGUUCAAUGUCCUCUCCAAGCUGAAGCAGAGGGUCAUCUGGAAGUGGGAGGACCUGGACAAGACCCCCGGCAAGUCGGACAACAUCCUCUACUCCAAGUGGCUGCCACAGGACGACAUCCUGGCCCAUCCCAAGAUCAAGCUGUUCAUCAAUCACGCGGGAAAGGGCGGCCUCACCGAGGCCCAGUACCACGGCAAGCCCAUGCUCUCCCUUCCCGUCUUUGGGGACCAGCCCGCCAAUGCCGAUGGGAUGGUCAAGAAGGGCUUUGGCCUCACGCUCAAUCUCCUGACCCUCGAGGAGCAGCCGUUCCGCGAGGGCAUCGAGGAGAUCCUCUCGAACCCCAAGUACUUCCAGACGGUGUCCACCUUCUCCCAGCUCUACCGCGAUCGUCCACUCACCGCCCGGGAAACGGUCAUCUACUGGUCCGAGUACGUUAUCCGCCACCAUGGCGCCGCCCAUCUGCAGAGUCCCCUGAUGCACAUGAGUUUCAUAGCAGCCAACAACCUGGAUAUCUACGCUCUGCUGGCCAUCAUUGCAGUCGUUUUCCUGCUGCUCACGAAGGCUGUCAUUAAGUUCAUCUGCAGGAAGUUCUCCUCGAAGCCCAAGAAGGUCAAGAAGCAGUAAAAUGUGAGGCACAGAAACAGAAACUACCGCCAAACUCCUAGUAGAAUUACUCCAUCAGUACCUUGAGUGUCGUUAUACUAGUAAAUUUAAGUACGAAUAAGUAAAUAAAUU